AUGCCGGGCGUGUAUGAGAAACCUCCGAAACGGUCGGAGCUUUUGAAGGAGGUCUCAUUUAUUCUCUCUUUACUUAAGCGAAACCAAAAAGAUGGGGACUGGUCGGAAGUGAUGAACACGGGCGUGCCUAUGCUCUUGGAUCUCUUUGCGGCAGAGAGGUCCAAGGCGCGCUCGGAAGCAUCCGCUGAGAAAGAGAAACAGGAAAGAGAGAGAGAAGAGGGGCAGGAAAAUGGCAGAAAGAACGAAAGGCCGUUGUCCGAGCUCGAGGCCAGAAAGGAGAAGGAAGUUGCAGAGGUGUUUUUUGUCGGCGGUGUGCACGCGGAGUUUUGCGAUAUUCUAAAGGUCGCCGGCCAUAGGAAUGACACCGGCGAUGUCAUGCCUAUCCUGGCGGUCAGUCGCAUGGCUGCAGUGUUCGACGCUGCACAUUGCCGGGUCUUGACAGAGGGUCUGCAACGUCUCAAAGUCCUCUGGGCGGAUCCGAAAGGUCUGACUCACGUGGCGCAGACCCUUGCAUCCGUAGCGCUCUUCGGCCUCGGCCCUCCUCUUGUGUCCGCGUUGAUUCCUGCCUCUCUGCUGUGGGUUGGAGCGUCGAACCUCAUUCGAGAAACACGGUGCCCCUGCUCGCCCUGUGAACUCCAGCGGCGACUGCUCAAAAUAAGCCGAAACAGGGAUGAAAUCGGCGUUGUACAGGCAGCGAAGGAUAAAAAACAAAUUUGCAUGUCGCUUGUGCGAGGGGGAGGCCCCGGCAUCCUUCGAGAGAUUUUUAGAACAGUAGCGUCGAUGAGACGAAGAACCGGUCCCUCUGAUUCACCCGUCAGUGAAGAGCAAACCGUUUGUGAGGGCCAAACCGGAGCGCAGGACCACUGCUACCUCGACCAGGCACUUCAGUUUGCCUCAUGGACGCUCUUGCUGUGUUCAUGGCCAUACGAAGAACUUCACAGCGGCGAAAGCAUUUUGGAGUUUGAUAACCAAUCUUUGUUAAACACUAUCCUGGAUUGUUUCCCAGUAAACGACCACGGUUUCCUGGAUUCAGUUUCUUCGUUAAACCUUCCGGGGGCAAGCUCUCUCCUCUCGGUAACCCUACACUUACUUCUGAGGUUACCAGCAAAGACGCGUGCACCGCUCGCUCGGAAGGUGAACGUCAUCUUUCGACAGGUGCUGGAGCAUUUAUCUCGAAAUAUCGCAGCUAGAGAUCCAUAUACUGUCUCCGGGAAGUUCUUCGCCAACUAUGCGGAUAUUGUUCCCUCUGACCCCCCUCAAACGACAGACAGCGCCACAGAAGACGUCAACCAGGAUGCCCACGAAGAACAGCGAAUCACCGACGCACGACCAACAGUCGAGAUUUUGUUGCUGACUCCGCUAUUCAUGGGACUGCUGCAAUCAACCUUUUCUGAGCAAAACCAUGACAGCGCUUCUCGGGGCAAGGCUACUUCCGUUCAAGUUCCUAGCCAUGCCACGGUCAGCAGUGACGCACCCGAGACUGACCAGGACGGUGGCACGGAGGGGCUCAGAACUCAGGCACUGGUCACUGUGGGUAUCGCGGCUUGCCAAUCACUCAUCGACAUGUACGAGUAUUUGCGACCGCUUCUGAGCACAUGGAAUGGUCUUGACUCACGCUGUUCUUUCGUACAAUUCAAAGGCCCCUUGACGCCGGAGAUAAAGAAACCGUUUCUGCCAUCAAGGGAAUGUCUGCCCCCUUGCACAGCUGUUAGUCUGAUGCCCGGAUUCGACUUUCGGGGUUUCUACUAUAGCCUCGUCAGUGCCAUGCUGACGUUACUGGGAGGCAUGCGGCUACACUCCUUACCAGUGAGACGCUGGAGAUUUGCUGAGAAUCCCGCAGCGAAAGCCGGCGGGUCGGCAGCUGUUGGCGGCCUUGCGUCAGCGGCAAGGAAACUUCUAGAUUUUCAGAAAAAGGAGUUGACGGAGGGGUGUUCCUACAUCAAGAGCGCUGCAGCCAUCGUUAUUAUGCGUGCUGAGCAAGCGUCUGCUCUGCUGCUGAGGGAAGAAGCACACCUCAAGGCAGGCAAUCUGAGUACAGUUGUUGACGACGAGGCAGUUGACGAAGAGUGUGGCACCACCAUAAAUGAAGACUCUGGCUCCGGUAAAAGCAGCGAACUUUUCCCAAGCGAGUCAGCCUGCCUCUCGAGGGAAAAGAAAGAAUGCAUGGGGAGAGAUCUUCUGGGAGAUCCCACAGAAGACAGGCAUGAGGCGUCAAACAGUGUAGAACGCUGCCGAUCCGCCUGCUGA
Molecule: messenger RNA, 2247 nt
Organism: Besnoitia besnoiti
Lineage: Eukaryota; Apicomplexa; Conoidasida; Eucoccidiorida; Sarcocystidae
Exons: 9
Coding region: 1-2247 (748 amino acids)
Source: RefSeq, a predicted model, not a curated record